CGGAGGCCAUCUUGUGGCCGCUCCGCCCGGCGCCCGCCCGGGGAGCCGGCCCCGCCGUCGCCUAGCAACGGCGGCGGAGCGGGAAGUACAGAAGGGGCACGUGAAUUCCUAAUUUAGAAGCCAAGAUGCAGAUGUUAAUGCCCAAACCUCAGAUUUUUGUGGAAAGAACUCUGGCCCUCAUCAAACCAGAUAUUAUUGAUAAAGAAGAAGAAAUAGAGGAUCUCAUUCUCCGAUCAGGAUUCCUGAUUGUUCAGAAACGGAAACUCCAGUUAAGCCCAGAGCAAUGUAGCAACUUUUAUGCAGAUCAAUAUGGAAAAGUUUUUUUUCCUAAUUUAACAGCCUAUAUGAGUUCUGGACCUUUAGUUGCUAUGGUUCUUGCCAGACAUUGUGCAGUCUCCUACUGGAAGGAAUUGCUUGGACCAUCAAACAGCAUAAAAGCUAGGAGAACUCACCCUCACAGCUUAAGAGCAAUCUAUGGGACUGAUGAUCUGAGGAAUGCACUUCACGGCAGUCUCAACAUUUUCUCAGCAGAAAGAGAAAUUCGAUUCAUGUUUCCAGAAGUGAUCUUGGAGCCAAUUCCAGCUGGACAAAGAGCUAGGGAUUACCUGAACCUUUAUGUAAAGCCAACGUUACUAGCUGGGCUCACUGCACUGUGUAAAGAGAAGCCAGCAGAUCCAAUGAUAUGGCUUGCUGACUGGUUGAUUGAACACAAUCCUAAUAAACCUAGGCUACAACAUCAGAUCACUGAAGAACAGCAUCAGGAGUGAGACUUCAGUGGAAACCAUCUCAAGCAUUCCAAGUUACAGAUGUAUAUUAUAAUUUUCAGUGUAUCCCUUGGCUAUGUAAUCAAUAUUUGAAGUAAAUGUUAUUGUCACAGCUACCUAUGUCUUCAUGGGAUAAAUAACCUUACAUUUAACAAGGAUUUAAUAGUUCUAGUAGCCUUUCUAUUGACAAAGUGAAUGUAGAAUUACAUGAUAAAUUUAUUGUGUAAGGUGACUAAAAAAAGACAAAAUUCCCAUCAGAUGUGACUUAACAGCUAUUUUCUCCAUUUAUCUUGGUCUGGCUGUCUGGGGAGAACCAAAUUAUUUACACGAGUGCAGAUUCUCAGAUGGCAUACAGCUGGCCUGUGCUUUGUGUUUCAGUAUUUUUUUAACAGACACAAAUUACAUUAUGAAGGGAGGUACUUGGAUGUAACUUAAAAAACAGUUACUGGAGGCAUAUCCCUCUUUAGAAUUUUAAUUGCUGAUUGUAUCACCAAGCUAAGGUCACUCUUGAAGAUGAUUCACUUGAUUGAGCCUGAAGUAUUUUGUCAGAGUGUAAUUUGAAAGACUUAUUUGAAGGCACAUUGAAUGUACCAUUCCCAUCUCAGUGGCGAAAGGCACAGUGAUUAUAAAUUAGUCUUUGAUUUCCAUUAGAAGUCACAAGAAAGUAUAUUUUAGUCAAGGACUAAUGCUGUCUUUCAACAUUUGUUUGAAAGAAGGGUGCUUAAUGGGAACAGCUCACCUUAAGGGUGUCCGCUGUGUUCUUGUGCUCUUAUAAAGGUAUGCUGAUGUCCAUUGUUUUCCUUGUAUUGUUGUUUACCCUUGAACUUUGAUGUGUUCUAUUUGAGAAUUUCAAGAGAAUGGGUUAGGGGCCAUGCUAUUCAUGAGGCAAUGAAUUAAUUCCCAACUUCAGAAAAGGUAAAAGUAACUAGACUGUUUUUUGCAGGGACAUGGAGCUUUUUCAUUUUCUUAAGAACUGUACUUGCACUGUUAACUUCAUGCUUUAUGUCUUACGGGUGGAGAAAACAACAUAAUUUUCACAACUCUGAAAUAUUAGUAUGCUUGACUAAUACUAAACAAACAAGCAAUUUCAUAAUUUGUUUCAUGAAAAAACUUACUCUCCCAAGUUGAGUAAUUACUAGAAGCAUAAGUCAUUUGUCCGUAAUGUUAAACUUUGCUUAAGUUAAUUGUUUAUCUUCUCAGUGGAACAAACCACUAUUGCCAGCCCAGAGAAUAAACAUUUAGAAAACUGGUCCUUACAGUACUGAGACGUAAAAAUCUUGGGACUUUUAAUGGAAUUAAAAAAAAAAAAAAAAGGCAAGCCUAAACCCUCAGAUAUGAUGAAAAAUAAAAUGAGGUGGCUCGAAACACAGUAAACAGUUCUGUUUACAACUGAUUUAUUUUGCCUAUAGUUAUUGUCCCCUUACAUGUCUGAUUGCUUCAAUUACAGGACAGUUGCACUUUGUAGUUUCCUGUCAGCCAAACCAAAAAUUUAUUUUUUGAAGAUGUCAGAAACUAAAAUCAGAGGAAUUCACAAGACAUUGCCCUAUAUUCUGUUAGUUACUAUGGCAUUUACUUACUUAUUUUGAAGUGGUAAUGCUUGACAAUAAAUAUUUCCUUUAUGUUA
Tyto alba (common barn owl) is the source of this 2388-nucleotide messenger RNA. RefSeq names its product NME/NM23 family member 5 (gene NME5). Gene Ontology annotation, biological process: spermatid differentiation; UTP biosynthetic process; GTP biosynthetic process. Lineage: Eukaryota; Metazoa; Chordata; Aves; Strigiformes; Tytonidae. The coding region runs from base 126 to 767 and encodes 213 amino acids. Gene Ontology annotation, molecular function: nucleoside diphosphate kinase activity. The record is from RefSeq and is a predicted model, not a curated record. The transcript has 6 exons.